Molecule: messenger RNA, 4385 nt
Organism: Aplosporella prunicola CBS 121167
Lineage: Eukaryota; Fungi; Ascomycota; Dothideomycetes; Botryosphaeriales; Aplosporellaceae
Exons: 4
Coding region: 117-4385 (1422 amino acids)
Biological process (GO): transcription elongation by RNA polymerase II; nucleosome organization; transcription elongation-coupled chromatin remodeling
Cellular component (GO): transcription elongation factor complex
Molecular function (GO): DNA binding; histone binding; nucleosome binding
Source: RefSeq, a predicted model, not a curated record
GCCUGCCUCUCCGCCAACCCUCUCUGCUCGCCGGUUUCUGCGCAGGCCUACGUCGCCAACCCUCAUAGUCCCUUUCAACCCUAUUCACGGCCGUCCCGAACCACCUUCCUUUCAUCAUGGCGCAUCCCCUUCUGGACGUCGCCGCGGAGCUUGGCGACGAAUCCGACGAUCGCGACUUUGAUGAUGAAAACGAGGGCGACGAGCAGGGCGAGCGUCGACAGCGCGGCGUGGAGGAUUCGAGUGAGGAAGAAGACGAGGACGAUGACGAGGAAGCUGCUGCAGCUAUCCGCGAAGGUUUCAUCGUCGACGAGGAUGAAGACGAAGACGAGCGGCGAGCUAGGCGGCGCGAGCGCAAGAAGCGCAGAAGACAGGAGCGCGAAGAGGAAGAUGCUGUGCUUGACGAGGAAGAUCUCGAUCUCAUCGGCGAGACCAUUCCCAGGGAACAGCCUUCUCAGUCGAAAUUCAAACGUCUGAAGCGCGGUCACAAAGAAGAGCGCGCCCCUCGGGAGCGCCGCGGAGUCGACGACAUCUUUUCUGACGAAGACGACGAUCUUGGCGACGGUUAUGAUGAAAGGCGUCGUCGCGAGCCCCGGGGCGGAGUCACCGAUGAAUUCGCCGACUUCAUUGAAGAAGAUGUCUUUGAUGACGAGGAGGGGUUACAAGAUGAAGAAGAUCGCGAGGUCGCCCGACCAGGCCGGAAAGCCGUUGGAGGCGUUGCAUUCCCGGAAGCCGGUUUGGACGAGGCGGAAAUGGAAGAUUACCGCAAUGCUUUUGGUGACGGCACCGAAUACGACUGGGCGUUGGAGCUGCAAGACGAAAAAGACGAGGAGGAGCAAGGAUUGGACAGGCCUUUGGAGUUGAAGGAUGUUUUUGAGCCAUCUCAACUCAUCGACCGGAUGUUGACGGAUGAGGAUAAUGAAAUCCGUGCCACCGAUGUGCCGGAACGCUUCCAGCUUGCCCGCAAACCUUUCAAACCGACCGAAUUGACGGAGGAUGAGGCGACCAACAGGAUGUACGCUGAAUCUGAGUGGAUCGCGAAGCUCUUACUGCCCAAGAAACGGCUUGGUGGUCACUACAAAGAACCCUUCCAAAAGGCCAUCCUCAAGGUGCUGGAGUUUAUGAAUGUUGAGGAUCUCGAGGUUCCUUUUAUCUUCCUGAAUCGGAAGGAUUAUUUGAUUCACUCUGGAUCGGCCGAAGAUGAUCAGGAUGAUAUUGAUGCGCCGUCCGCUCCUCAGCGUCUGCUCAACAACAGCGACCUUUGGGAGAUUUUCGAGAUGGAUCUCAAGUUUAGGGCUUUGUCGGAAAAGCGCGACACUCUCUACAAGACGUACGACAACUUGAAGAGCAUUUCCAACGUCAACGACAAUGUUUUUGAGGAGCUUCUUCCGAAUGCCGAAUCGAUGGAAGAAAUUCAAGACAUUCAGGACUACGUUCACUUCCGAUACUCUGCCGAACUCAAGGACGUCAACACCAUGGAAGCCGAGACUGCUGGCGUGCAGAAGAGGGCUCGCGCUAAUAAUAGCGUCUUUGAGAGGGUUCGUUCGAGCAGAAUCUACAACAUGGUUCGCGCGAUUGGUAUCACGCCCGAUAACUUUGCCAUGAACCUUUUGGGUGCUACCCACAGAGUUUACGUCGAGGAUCCUGAUCAUGCUCCUGAAGAUAUGGCGGAUAAUUUGUUGGACCCGCCCGAGUACAACACUGGUUCUCAAGUCCUUCGCGCCGUCAAGGCCAUGUACGCAGAGGAACUGGUCAUGUCUCCUAGAAUGCGGAACUUGAUGAGGCAAAACUUUUACCAACAGGGUGCUCUCAACUGUUACAGGACCGAAAAGGGAUUGCGUAAGAUUACCGAGGACCACCCGUACUACGAGUUCAAGUAUCUCCGGAACCAGGACUACUCUGCUAUUGCCAGGAGACCGGAACUUUACCUCCGCAUGCUCAAGGCCGAGGACGAGGGUCUUAUCGAAGUCAAGAUUCUGUUGAUGAGGCGGGAUCAACUGAGGGAAAUGUUCUUCAGGUAUCUCCUGUCGGACAACCAGAGUGACAUUGCCGGUGCCUGGAACGACGUCCGUCGCGAAGCCCUCGACAUGGCCCUUCCCAAGUUGGAAAGGAUCAUCGCCAAGGGUGUCAAGGAGACGCUCAAGGCGGAGUGCGAAAAUGUUCUGGCCAAGGCCUGUCGGGAGCGGUAUUCCGAGAAGUUGGAUCAGGCUCCGUACAAGCCGAAAGGUAUGGUUCUCGGUACGGUCCCGCGCGUUCUCGCCCUCUCCAACGGAAACGGUCAACCUGGUCGCGACGCCAUUUGCUGGGCGUACGUUGAGGAAGAUGGUCGCGUUCUGGAAAAUGGCAAGUUUGUGGAUCUCCGCAUGGGCAAUCAAGAAAAGCACAUUCCGGAUGCGAGGGAUGUGGAAGCUUUUGUGGAUAUCAUCCAGAGGCGCAAGCCGGAUGUCAUUGCCGUGGCAGGUUUUGCUGUGGAGACACGCAAGCUGAAGAAAGAUCUUGAGGACAUUGUGGAGCAAAAGAACCUUUGCUGCGCCGAAUACGAAGAUGAGGAUGAGCAGCUCAGGAGCGACAAGCUGGAAGUGGUCAUGGUGAAUGACGAGGUUGCUAGGCUCUACCAUACCAGCGACCGGGCCAACAUGGAGCAUCCUGGAAUGGCGCCGCUGACCAAAUAUUGCAUUGGCUUGGCCAAGUAUCUCCAGAGCCCGCUCAUGGAGUACGCUGCGCUCGGUAAGGACAUCACUUCUAUCUCCUUUGAUCCAAACCAGAUUCUUCUUCCAAAAGACAAGCUUUCGAAAUAUCUCGAGACGGCCAUGGUCGACAUUGUCAACUUGGUCGGUGUCGAGAUCCAAGAGGCGGUCAACGAGUCGUACAUUGCGAACUUGUUACCCUAUGUCAGCGGUCUCGGACCACGCAAGGCGGCGCAUAUGCUCAAGGUUAUUAACCUUAAUGGUGGCAAUGUCAACACCCGUGACGAGCUUGUUGGUGACCCGGACAAGAAGAUCCUCCCUGCCAUGGGUGCCAAGGUGUGGACCAACUGCGCCAGUUUCUUGCACAUUCAUUACGAAGCAACAGAGCCGGAUGCGGAUUAUCUCGACGCCACUCGUGUCCACCCCGAAGACUACGAUCUCGGUCGCAAGAUGGCUGCCGACGCCUUGGAAAUGGACGAGGAAGAUAUUAAGGCUGAAGUUGAUGAAGCCGGGCCUGCAGCCGUCGUGCGUCGUCUGGUCCGUGACGAGGCGCAGGAUAAGGUCAAUGACUUGGUUCUUGAGGAGUACGCGGAGCAGCUGGAGCAACAGUUCCACCAGCGGAAGCGCGCCACGCUCGAAACCAUUCGCGCCGAGUUGCAGCAGCCGUAUGAGGAGUUGCGUCACAACUUUACCUACUUGACGCACGAUGAGGUUUACACCAUGCUCACCGGAGAGACCAAGGAGAGCUUGACGGAAGGCAUGAUUGUACCUGUGAAGAUCCGCCGCGCUUUCCCCGACCACAUCGAGUGCCGCUUGGACUGCGGUAUGGAGGGUGUUAUUGAUGAAGCGCAGUUUGCAGAGGGCGUUGGCGGCGAGCGCGGCAUCGAGCCCCGGCAAGCGUACCAGGUACACCAGACCGUCCAAGCCAAGGUCAUGUACAUCAACCGCAAGGGUCUGCAGGCGACAUUGUCCUUUUCCGAGCGCAUGCUCCGGGACCCGUACCGCCGGCACAUUGACCGCGCGCCUCUCGAGUGGGACAAUGACCAGGAACGGGCCGACAUGGAGACUGAGAAGAAGGAGAAGGAGGUCUCUACCGGCCGCGCUCAGCGUGUCAUCAAGCACCCGCUCUUCAAGCCAUUCAACUCGGCCCAGGCCGAAGAGUGGCUGGGUAGCCAGGGCUUGGGUGACGUUGUCAUCCGGCCCAGCUCCAAGGGUCUCGAUCACCUUGCCGUUACGUGGAAGGUAUCUGACAAUGUGUACCAGCACAUUGAUGUUUUGGAGUUGGACAAGGAGAAUGAAUUCUCGCUCGGCCGGACGCUCAAGAUUGGCGGCAGGCACACGUACUCUGAUCUGGACGAGUUGAUUGCCUCGCACAUCAAGGCCAUGGCGAAGAAGGUGGCCGAGAUGAUGGGCGACGAAAAGUACCAGAACGGCAGCAGGGCGCAGACGGCAGAACAAUGGCUCACGACCUACACCGAGGCCAACCCCAAGCGCAGCAUGUACGCCUUUUGCAUUAACCCCAAGUUCCCAGGCUACUUCCACCUGUGCUUCAAGGCGGGGCAGCAGGCGCCGCUGGCGUCGUGGCCGGUCAAGGUGAUUCCGAAUGCGUUUGAACUGCAGAAGAACGCGUAUCCGGACAUGCGCGCGUUGAAGAACGGGUUCAAGUUGCUGUUUGCGAACAAUGCGGCGAGGAAGCGGUAG